GCAGCUACCAUUGACGAACCACUGUGCAGUCGUCAGGGUGGCAGGGAGGAAGCUAAAUUUCUGUGUGAAAGUGUGCAAACAGUUCCAAGGUUUCACUCCGCGCGAAGGUAAAUCUUCACCGAACCUACACUACCGUUUGACUACCUGUUGCCCUUUCAACGAUCCCCAACGCUCGUUCGAACACCAUGUUUCAUCAGUCAAAGCGUACCGCGCCCCGAGUGCUCGCGCUCCAUCCGAUGGCGAAGGCAAGCUUCGGUGCCCCGUCCACCCCGUACUCGGUGCGAACGAUGAACUUCCGGCACUGGCAGCAUCUGGACAAACCGGCCGCCUAUUUCCGCUCCGUCCUGCGCAGCGAGUCGCAGAUGUCGCUGAAAACGCUCGCCUCGCUACAGUCGGCGAAAAGUGUGCCGGCACCGAAACCAGCCGAACCGUGCCCGCCGCCCGUCUCCUCCAGCCCGAAGACGAGCCUGGUCGAGACGAUCCGUGCGAUCCAGUGGAGUAACCUGCAUCCCCAUUUCACCACCGCGAACGCGCUGCAGUUUGUGCGCCAGCUGCCCACGAACGCGGCGGCCGCCUACCGGACGGUGGUCGAUUCGCGUGAAUACGAACUGGUGCGCAAUAUGGCCGUCGCCACGUGCCAGCUAACGGUGCGCCUCGGCCGGACGGCUUACCUGUGGCUGGGACUGUUCCUGGAGUCGCGCGAAUACUACUACCUCCGGUACUACACGCUGCUGGCGCUGGAGCAAAGCAUCGUGUGGCUGCGCUACGGAUUGCGUGUCACGUUCGAUUUGAUCCGCAGUUGGACGGCCAAGAAGUAAGGCGAAAAGGUUGACCUCGAAGGAAUAGUAUACAGUUGAUGUCACACUCCGUAGUAGUGUACACGCUGGGGGAGUUUGCCUUCGAAAAGCUCGCAAAAUAACCGUCAUUUUAAAUCAUCAUCCUACCUUACAACGACCAUGGGAUGUCGUUAUCGCAUAACACACCUGUUGAAGAUCACCAAAGUAAGUGAAAAUUCAACGAAGAGAACACCGCGCAGCAGCAGGUAUGGUCAUAGAUAUACACGUAUGAGACUUUAUUCAUGAAUUUAGACGAUCUGCACAUAACAAAAAGAAAUCUGCAACGGUCAACACUGUUCCAAACCAGUGUUCCUAAAGCGAUACGCGCUGCGGAUGCCAUCCUCCCUCUGGAUCGUAUUUGGAAUUUGGCUAGUGCAAGAUGAUGAUGAGCAAGAGGAUUGGAGGUGGAAGGGUGGAAAGGGUUUUUGGUAGGUGAUGUACUAUACUCGUAUUAAAAAAGGCAUUCCAUUCUA
Anopheles merus is the source of this 1309-nucleotide messenger RNA. RefSeq lists its product as uncharacterized. Lineage: Eukaryota; Metazoa; Arthropoda; Insecta; Diptera; Culicidae. The record is from RefSeq and is a predicted model, not a curated record. The transcript has 2 exons. Bases 186 to 818 code for a protein of 210 amino acids.